AUGAUAAGUACUCUUCAACAAAUGAGUGGUAACGCAGUCCAAAAACGGAUUCUUAAAAAUGAUUUCCCGAGAAGAGAUAAUACCCCGAAUUAUCCUCUGAAAUUACCAUCGGACUUUGGAAAUCUGAUAACUAAAUUUAUGUUUCGUUGUAAUAAAAAUCGGCCAAACUUUAACGAGCUGGCUGACUAUUUAAAAAUAACGGAUGCAUACAUCGAUGCUGUUCGAAGUUUUGAUAUCGAACAUUGCGAGUUCUUCUUCAAGCAGGAGCUCACUUGUCUCAAAAUAACCUUUGUCCCAUGGGAAAAAUUAGCCGAAGAAUGCAAGCAGCUGAAAAUGAAUAGAUUCGACCUGAUCUUUGUCUUACGGAAACUUGUCAACUCUGGAGCUCGUCAUACAAUGCAAACGUUUUGUUUAUCGGAUACAAAAAUCAACCUUGCAGGGGAUUGGGCAAAAUAUCUUGGAAAUUUCUUUCCACUUCUCACAACACUCGACUUGGCUUUCAUCAAAAUUAAUCAAUAUGAAUUUCAACAAAUGUGCGCAGUUUUCAAGAAUUUGAAACGGCUGUCGCUCAGAAGAAACGGAAUAACAAGCGUCAAUGGAGUUUCAAAACUCAAGCAGCUAGAAGUUUUAGACGUAAGCGAAUGUGCAUUCAGUCAAAAGGAAGACCUCAGCGAUAUAUUCGACUUGGAACAAUUGAAUGUUUUAAAAUUUACCGGAGCCUACUAUGAUCUGAGAAACAUUGAACUUUAUGUGGAUAAUAAUAGAUCUGCUCCUAGGUUGGCUUAUAUAGAUUUUUCAUCAAACGCCAUCACAAGAAAUACUAUUGAAAAGAUUGUCAAAACUCAUCCUCGCCUGCAAACAUUUUUAUUGAUUGGUUGUGUUAUCGAUGACAUUGGAAACAUAGAGGAAGUGUAUAAACACAUCAAGUUUUAUUUGACAACGUCUUUGAGCCACUGUUUUGAAUCUAUAGAUUUCUGUUGCUUCAAAAAAGAGAUCGAUUUCUCCGAUAUGGAUGAUAAGCUCAAAGAUAUUCUUGAAGACAUAGACAAUAUGCUUCAUUUUAAAUAUUAUGAGCAAUCUACUGAGAACAUUGUCAAGAGUGUAGAGUAUAUCUGCAAGGCGAAUUCGGUUGUUAAAACUUUGACAGCAAAUAGGUUUUUAACCAAUUGUUUCUACACCCUGUGCCUAAAGCCAACUCGAUGUCAACUAUUCAAUCAUCAUCAAAAACAAAUGAUUGUUCACGAUCUUGUCGUAGCGCAUGAACGUGCAAUGAGAUGUAUUGAACCAGACGGAAAAGACAUUUUAUAUCGAGUAUGGUCCGUUCUCAUACUAGAAGAUGUUGUUGAAAGUAACUGCAAGUAUCUCGGGCAUGUUUGCCGUUGUGCUCGAGAAAUCAUCGCGAAUGCUGAGCUGGAUUUAAAGUGUCGUAUAUGCGCCAUCACUGUUCUGGCCAUAUUUAUUGAUAAACUGAAACCGACUUUUUUCAAAAUAGUCACCUCCGGAAUAUCUUUGGAGGAACACCUCUAUCGUCUUUUAGAAGUCAGCAGUCUCACUCAUCUCGAGUACACAUAUGUUUCCCUUCUCAUCAGGAAACUCCAUCAGCUCAAUACAUCUACAUGUAAUAAAGAAAAACGAAAUAUAGUCAAGAAGUAUAUGAUUUGGAUGGAUGUAUUUGAAGAAUAUCGCGACCUCACAAUGGACUCUCUAAUUGCAAUUUUACCAUCACUUGGAAAACGACCUCGAGUUUAUUUCAGAGAGAAAGAGUAUAAUUUGCUCUAG
Caenorhabditis remanei is the source of this 1779-nucleotide messenger RNA. RefSeq lists its product as uncharacterized. Lineage: Eukaryota; Metazoa; Nematoda; Chromadorea; Rhabditida; Rhabditidae. Gene Ontology annotation, cellular component: Cul2-RING ubiquitin ligase complex. The record is from RefSeq and is a predicted model, not a curated record. Bases 1 to 1779 code for a protein of 592 amino acids. Gene Ontology annotation, molecular function: protein binding. The transcript is spliced from 7 exons.